CGGAUACGGUGUACCUCAUGAUGACGUAUGUGCCAGGCGCCGAGUCGCAGGUCUGGAAUGGAGAGGGCGGAAGCCGGGCGCCGUCAUGUCAACAGCCGGGAGAAUGUUGCUGUAUCUCAGGCAGCGUUUGAGGGUCGGAGCGGUGCGGGAGAUAUUUAGACACUAUCCGCUGCUGUGCUUCAGCCUGUUCUUCCUCUCCUUGUCCACCGUACUGCUGCUCAGAUAUCUUCAUAUUCUUAUGAUCUUCUGGUCAUUUCUUGCUGGAGUUGUUACAUUAUACUGCUCACUGGAACCUGAAUCUCUUCUUCCUAAUAUUUUAUUUAACAUAAAGCACAAGCCAAAGCAGCCUGAACUACAAGAGCUUUUUCCACAAGGUCAUAGCUGUGCCGUGUGUGGUAAAGUAAAGUGCAAAAGGCAUAGGCCUACUUUGCAGUUGGAAAACUAUCAGCCAUGGCUGGAUUUGAAGGUCCCUUCAAAGGUUGAUGCAUCUUUGUCAGAGGUGUUUGAAUUGGUACUGGAAAACUUUGUCUACCCCUGGUAUCGAGAAAUUACUGAGGAUGAGUCUUUUGUGGAUGAACUAAGGCUGACAUUGAGGUUCUUUGCAUCUGUUCUUGUACGGAGAAUACAGAAGGUGGAUAUUCCAUGCAUUAUAACACAAAAGUUAUUGAAAGCCGCUAUGAAGCAUAUUGAGAUAAUCGCAAAAGCAAGACAAAAAGUUAAAAACUCAGAUGAUCUCCAGCAAGCGGCUUUGGAGGAAUAUGGGCCUGAUCUUCACGUUGCAUUGAGAAGUCGCAGAGAUGAACUCUGCUACCUCAGAAAACUAACUGAGUUGAUCUUUCCUUUUAUUCUACCUCCUAAAGCAACAGACAGCAGACCUCUAACCUUGCUGGUAAGAGAGAUUCUAUCUGGUUCUGUGUUCCUGCCCUCAAUGGACUUCUUAGCCGAUCCAGAUAAUGUGAAUCGCUUGCUCCUCAUUUUCAUUGAUAAAAGUCCUCCUGAAAAAGCAACAGAACCAACCUCUAACUUAGUACCAUUCCUACAAAAAUUUGCAGAAGCGAAGAACAAGAAUCCCUCGGUGCUGAAAUUAGAAUUGAAGGAGAUCAGGGCAGAGCAGGACCUCCUGUUUCGCUUUAUGAAUUUUCUGAAGCAAGAGGGAGCUGUUCAUGUGUUGCAGUUUUGCUUGACAGUUGAGGAAUUUAAUGACAGAAUUUUAAGACCAGAACUAUCUAAUGGGGAAAUGCUCUCACUUCAUGAAGAGGUGAAGAAAAUCUAUUUUACCUAUUGUCUUGAAGAAAGCAUUGAUAAAAUCCGAUUUGACCCAUUCAUCGUGGAGGAAAUAAAAAAAAUUGCAGAAGGCCCGUACAAUGAAGUGGUGAAGCUCCAAACGAUGCGAUGCCUGUUUGAAGCCUAUGAACAUGUUCUCUCCCUGCUCGAGAAUGUUUUCACUCCCAUGUUUUGUCAUAGUGAUGAGUAUUUUAGGCAGUUGCUGGAAGGCGCAGAGUCUCCAACUCGCGGCUCAAAAUUCAACAGAAAUAGCCUGUGUUUGGAUGAUAUACGGACCACACAAAAAAGAGGAGGAGAAUCCUCGGGUAUUGGGAAAAUUGGCAGCAGGCUUAAAGGCGUGUUUAAAAGCACAACUAUGGAGGGAGCCAUGUUGCCUAAUUAUGGGUUAGCAGAGGGAGACGAUAAUGCAAUUGAAGAAGGCAUUAUGGUGUUAGAAGAUGAUUCUCCUCUGGAGGUACACACUGCAACUACACCCAACACUCCUCGCAAUCUCUCUGCAUGGAAAAUCAGCAUUCCAUAUGUUGAUUUCUUUGAAGAUGCUUACCUUGAAAAGAAAGAUCGAAAGGAGAGAAUUCCUGUUUUUUGUAUAGAUGUUGAGAGGAAUGAUCGAAAAGCAGUUGGACAUGAAGCUGAACAUUGGUCUGUCUACAGAAAAUACAUCGAAUUUUAUGUUCUGGAGUCAAAGCUAACUGAAUUCCAUGGUACCUUUCCGGAUGCCCAGCUUCCAUCGAAAAGAAUCAUAGGACCUAAAAACUAUGAAUUUUUAACAUCAAAAAGGGAAGAAUUUGAGGAAUAUUUACAGAGACUGUUACAGCACCCAGAGCUAAGUAACAGCCAAUUGUUAGCAGAUUUCUUAUCCCCUAACAGCUUGGAGACUCAGUUUCAUGACAAGAUACUCCCAGACGUGAAUCUAGGUAAAAUGAUCAAGUCUGUACCAGGCAAGCUAAUUAAAGAGAAAGGACAACAUCUAGAGCUUUUCAUCAUGAAUUUCAUCAACUCAUGUGAAUCCCCAAAACCUAAACCAAGCAGACCUGAGUUGACUAUUCUCAGUCCCACGUCAGAGAACGACAAAAAGCUUUUUAACGAUAUGUACAAGAACAAUGCCAACCGUUCAGAGUAUAUAGAGAGAAAGCAUAACCAGAACUACUUCAUGGAAGUGCUGACGGUAGAGGGUGUUUAUGACUAUCUUAUGUUUAUAGGACGUUGUGUUUUCCACAUUCCUGAUUGGUUUCAUCACCUGUUAAUGGGAGGACGAAUCCUUUUCAAAAAUACGCUUGAGACCUACACGGACCAUUACCUGCAGUGUAAAAUGGAACAACUUAGUCAAGAACAUCGACUUGUUUCAUUAAUUACACUUCUUAGAGAUGCUGUAUUUUGUGAAAGCACUGAACCGCGUUCUGCAGUGACCAAACAGAAACGGGCAAAGCAGACCUUUGAUGAAAUGAUGAGUUACAUUCCAGAUUUAAUAGGGAAAUGUAUUGGAGAUGAAGCAAAGUAUGAAGGUAUUCGAUUAUUGUUUGAUUGUCUGCAGCAGCCUGUGCUUAACAAACAGCUGUCUUACGUUCUGCUAGAUAUUGUUAUGCUGGAGGUAUUCCCAGAGCUGAGCAAGCUUCAAAAAGAUGUUUCAUCUGUACCUACCUGGAUGUGAAGAAGACAGCUAGAAUUGGACUUUCUUAUUGUAGAUCUUGGAAGCAUUGUAUCUUUUUAUGGCUGUUAUUCCAGAAACCGCACUUUUAUUCAGUUCUACGAGAGUGAAACUAUCAAUAAAACUCUGUAUAGAAUGUGUUUCUCUGUGUCACAGGGUUAAAUCACUUUUUCCUUGCAUGUUAUGCAAAGUGUAGUAAUGAACACUUCCCUUGUACAUUAUUUUUGUAAAUAUUAGAUGUUACAUAUAUAUAUACAUAUUAAAGCUGCUUUCAAUAAA
Molecule: messenger RNA, 3208 nt
Organism: Pseudophryne corroboree (corroboree frog)
Lineage: Eukaryota; Metazoa; Chordata; Amphibia; Anura; Myobatrachidae
Gene: SNX14
Product: sorting nexin 14
Exons: 29
Coding region: 86-2932 (948 amino acids)
Biological process (GO): autophagosome maturation
Cellular component (GO): late endosome
Molecular function (GO): phosphatidylinositol-3,5-bisphosphate binding
Source: RefSeq, a predicted model, not a curated record